Gasterosteus aculeatus aculeatus (three-spined stickleback) is the source of this 3906-nucleotide messenger RNA. It is a transcript of the gene rab40c, whose product is annotated as RAB40c, member RAS oncogene family. The record is from RefSeq and is a predicted model, not a curated record. Gene Ontology annotation, biological process: intracellular signal transduction. Lineage: Eukaryota; Metazoa; Chordata; Actinopteri; Perciformes; Gasterosteidae. Gene Ontology annotation, molecular function: GTP binding; GTPase activity.
UCAGCGGCUCAGUCGGUGUCGUAGCGCGGUACCGGAGCAGUCACAGGCGUGACUAUGAUUCAAUGCCAUGGAGGAAAAUGGACAAAUUACGGACUGAGAUUUCCCAGUACUCCUACGGGGAUUUGGACUGGACUUAAAAGGGACACAGACUUUUGACCUCUCGCAGAGAUCGGGGUUUUCCGGAUAAGAACGGAGCGAAGUUACGGGAAUCUUUGUCAUCCCGGACUAAAUGAAGACAAGGGGGCCCUGACAUUUACUCAGACGUCGGGGGAAGUUGAGCUACGUGCUAGCUAAAUUAGCAUUUAGCUUCCUGUGAGCGGUCUCUUUUUCAACUAGUGCGAAGCAGAGUUAAACCGGCCACGUGCGCGUGUGCGGUGGAGCGAGUAACCCGUGACGGCGUCUUUGUUUUCUGAACAACUAUCGUGUCUGAUGGUCCGCUUUGACACCGUUAGCACCGGUGCUAAUAGCUAAGCUAGUGUGCUAGCUUGUUGUUCCCCUGCUAACUUGCCACAGAGCGUUUCUGUUAGAGGGGAACAAAACGAUAUCUCAAGUAGUGGUUUCGCUGGCUUGAAAACGAGAUAUCUGCUCGUGCAACGCAAAGAGGCGUAUAAUAUUCCAUAAGCAUGCUUAUCUUGCCCACAUAGACCUCCCCGUCCGGAUGCAGCUCCAGUUACACUCUGAUUGUUUUCUCCUUCAGAUCUACGCUCAUCUGUCACUUUUAUGUUUUUAUGGAUCAAGAAGGGAAUUCAGUGUGAGAUUGCAGUCACACAUAUUUAUAAGCUGUCAGUCAGCUAGUUAAAGUUCCCCUCACUGAUCAUUCUUCUUAUUCUUCUGACCGUUACUGGAUCAAUAAGGACGAUGUUCUUCUCAGAAACACAUUUUUGGCUCCUAGCUUGUUUUUCAACCAGGACAUCCCUGUGAGGCCCUUUUUAUUCUCAGCAUCACCCGGAGUUUGCAGGACUUUUAGAGCCGGCGGACGUCCAUGGCCUAACGCGACCCAGCGCUCAGGUUCAAGUGAUCGGACCCCGGGACCCUGGGACCCCCCACCCCCCGGGCUCCGAUGGGAGACACGAUGGUCAGCCAGGGCAGCCCGGUGAAGAGCUACGACUACCUGCUGAAGUUCCUGCUGGUGGGAGACAGCGACGUGGGCAAAGGAGAGAUCCUGGACAGCCUGCAGGACGGGUCGGCCGAGUCCCCCUAUGCCUACAGCAGUGGUAUCGACUACAAAACCACCACCAUCCUUCUGGAUGGGAGGAGAGUGAAGCUGGAGCUCUGGGACACGUCGGGUCAGGGAAGGUUCUGCACCAUCUUCCGCUCGUAUUCCCGCGGCGCUCAGGGAAUCCUGCUGGUGUAUGACAUCACCAACCGGUGGUCGUUCGAUGGAAUCGACCGGUGGAUCAGAGAGAUCGAUGAGCAUGCUCCUGGCGUGCCUCGUAUCCUGGUCGGGAACCGCCUCCACCUGGCCUUCAAGCGGCAGGUUCCCACGGAGCAGGCCAGGGCCUACGCCGAGAAGAACGGCAUGACCUUCUUCGAGGUCAGCCCGCUCUGCAACUUCAACGUCAUCGAGUCCUUCACGGAGCUGUCGCGCAUCGUCCUCAUGAGGCACGGCAUGGAGAAGUUCUGGAAGCCCAACCGAGUGUUCAGCCUGCAGGACCUCUGCUGCCGGGCCAUCGUGUCGUGCACGCCGGUGCACCUCAUCGACAAGCUGCCGCUGCCCGUCGCCAUCAAGUCGCACCUCAAGUCCUUCUCCAUGGCCAACGGCAUGAACGCCGUCAUGAUGCACGGACGCUCCUACUCGCUGGCCAACCCGCAGGGCGGCUCCAAGGGGAACAGCCUGAAGCGCUCCAAGUCCAUCCGCCCGCCGCAGAGCCCGCCGCAGAACUGCACCCGCAACAACUGCAAGAUCGCCUAGGCAACCAGAGAGAGAUGUUGCCAUGGUUACGGCUCGGCGCUAUAAAGCCUGUUGGAGGUUUCUCCGCCUUCGUGUGACAUUUAUUUUUAACUGGUUGCCACUUGAAAAAAAAACAUUUUCUUUCUGUAUUUGUCAACAAACCCCAUCGGGAGGGUUUGUGGGAGUCGCAGUCCGGAGACCAAUCACCUCGCACACGAGAGACUCAAAUCUGGCUUCAUCUUUAGAACUUUUAAGUCGUGGUUUCACUGACGAAUUGACUCAUUUUUAAAGCUCCAGCUCAGUUUGUUCCGUUGAAAGUAUUUUCAAUCGUCCCCUUUUUAAAGACAAAAUGCAAAACUAUUUGCUGAUUCAUAUCAUUUAAAGAGGAGAAUAUUUGGGCGGUUUUGAUUAUUGAUUGAAGACUCUUACUUGGAGACUUUUUUCUGAUUCCAGAUGAUUUGAUGAUAAGGCCUCUCGUUGUAUUAAUGGAAUCAGUUUGUUUGGCCAUCAGGGAGCAGCAGGUGUUUGUUUAGCAGCUCAGACAUCAGGUGGAGGUGUUUGGAUGGAGGUCAGCGGUGAGUCGCUUUAAGCGUUUUACUUUCAUUUCAUCCUGAAGCAACAAUACGAAACGUUCUGGUUUUUCUACUUAUGAGAUGUCGAGUAUUUGAGGUUUCGGGCAUCGGGAGAUGAAUCGAUAGUGACAGUACUUCCCUCUAACAUUCAACAUUCAUGCAGAGCCAACAGGAGGAGCUGGUGCAGUUUGGGACUAUUUUCAGCGGCGGAUUUACUCUUUUCUGGGUAGUUUUUGGAAGGGAAAGCGGAAAACAAAGUUCAUUAUUCAUUAUUCUUAUUAUUGUGCUCGUUUCGGUCUGUUGGGGAUUCGACAAUAAGGGAAAUAGAAAACGCCUCCAAUAUGUUUAAAUCAAUCACAGCUGUUUGUCAUCGAUAUAAUGAAGUUGAUGUGAUAAGAUCUCUCCCACGUGCUGCAUUCAUGGCCCGCGGGGAACGGCAGCUACGAGUGGACGACUUGUGAAAGUUAAUUUAGCUCAUUUUUGCUGAAAUGUGUUCGGUCUCCAGGAAGCAGCUCUUCUUCUCCUGUGAUCUGCACGCCCGCCCCCGCAUGCUGUCCCAUGAUUCAUAGCUGCUGAAUAAUAGAUCUCUGGAGGUCUUCCUCUCGCUCGCUGUGGCUUGUCUCCUCAUCUUCCUCAGCUUCUCUUGACUUUCUUUAUCACACAAACAAUUAGCUGCUUGUUGUUGUUGUUUUCGUUUGACUCAUACGUGCACUGAUCGAGUCAUUGAGGGUAUAAAAAUGUAUUAUAAUAUAAUACUUUCUAUCUUUAAUUGACAAUUAUUUUAAGUGUGCACUUUUUUUUCUGAUUAUUUGAUUUUCAUCAGACUCACAACUUGAUAUUUUAUAUAGUAACAGGAUGUGACAUCAGGGAAUAUUUACCCCCCCACUUUAACGCGCUGAUGCAGAACUCACCGACCUUUAACUCGAUGUGUCUCGUUUCACACAAACGAUUAGUUCUUUACGUCCGUGUCUCUGUAACCGGACACAAACGUCUCCGUUAGCAACCGUCGCUUUUAGAUGAGUAGAAACACACUCUGCUUCUCAAAGGAGCACAACAUGAAAUCUCCUCAACGAAUUCCAGUGUUUUUGCAAAGAAGGAGUUUGACUUGUUGCCAAGGAUCCCGCCUGCUGCUGUUGUUGUUGUUGUUGUUGUUGAUAAGCUUCUCCCUCCACGUCUCCUCUUUGCUUCUCUAAGGACUUCCUCCGUGUUUGUUGACUUGUUUCUCAUGAAUCCAGCCUUUUUGGUGGGGGGGGGGGCUCUGAGGGGGAAGUAUUUGUAUAAAGAAGCAGACUGUUGUGACAAUAACGACACGACUCGCACAAAAAACAACACUUGUAAAACACUAUUCUGGUUUUCGGCUGAAGCUGCUGUGUGUGUGUGUCUGCGUGUGUGUCUGCAUGUGUGCGUGCGUGCGUGUGUGUGUGUGUCUGCGUGUGUGUCUGC